AUGACUUCUAGUGGCUCCCCGGUGCGUGGUUCUUCUGAGUCCUGUGCCAGAGACAUAGGCUGUGACACUGCUUCAACCCGUCCCCCGGAAGCCACUUGUCUCCCCAGUGCUGGCCCUGUGUCUGGGUGUCAGGCACGGAGCUUUCUCCCUAGGACUUACCUGUCCCCGGGGUGCCUUGCACCAUGCUACCUGGCUGCCGGCUGUGACAGCCCCUGCCUGGUAGAGAACGGCGCUUGGUGUGAAGAUGGAGCGUUCAACAGCCACGAGAAGCAGACAAUGCAGUUCCUGAACGACAGACUAGCCAGCUACCUGGAGAAGGUGCGCUACCUGGAGGAGACCAACGAGCAGCUGGAGAGCAAGAUCCAAGGGCAGUGCGAGCCGGACGCGCUGUUCGUGUGCCCCGAUUAUCAAUGUUACUUUGACAGCAUCGAAGAGCUCCAGCAAAAGAUCUUAUGCACAAAGGCGGAGAACUCCAGGCUUGCCGUGCAACUCGACAACUGCAAACUGGCCGCCGAUGACUUCAGGUCAAAGUACGAGAGUGAGCUGUCCCUGCGGCAGCUGGUGGAAAAUGACAUCAGUGGCCUGCGAGGGAUCCUGGGGGAGCUGAACCUGUGCAGGUCCAACCUGGAGGCCCACGCAGAGUCGCUGAAGGACGAUCUCCUUUGCCUCAAGAAAAGUCACCAAGAGGAGGUCAGCGUGCUUCAUGAGCAGCUUGGAGACCGACUCAACGUGGAGCUGGACACGGCCCCCACGGUGGACCUCAACGGGGCGCUGGAGGAGAUGCGGUGCCAGUACGAAACGGUGCUGGCCGACAACCGCAGGGAUGCGGAAGAGUGGUUCGCUGCCCAGGCGGAAGAGCUGAGCCAGCAGCAGCUGUCCAGCGCGGAGGAGCUGACAGGCUGCCAGACGGAGAUCCUGGAGCUGAAGCGCACGGCCAACGCGCUGGAAAUCGAGCUGCAGGCGCAGCAGCACCUGACGGACUCUCUGGAAUGCACUGUGGUGGAAACUGAGGCCCAGUACAGCAGCCAGCUGGCACAGAUGCAGCGCCUGAUCGACAACGUGGAGACGCAGCUGGCCGAGAUCCGCUGCGACCUGGAGCGGCAGAACCAGGAGUACGAGGUGCUGCUGGACACCAAGGCCCGGCUGGAGUGCGAGAUCAACACGUACCGGGGCCUCCUGGACAGUGAGGACAGCAGGCUCACCAGUAACCCAUGUCCUGUGGUAUCCACGUCUAGCAACGCUUGUGAGUCCAGCUCGGCCUACGUCCUUUGCACUGUGGAAAACUGCUGUGCGUGAAAGCUGAACGCCCCACCCGGUGGGUGGAAGAACCGAAGCCAGCAGCCUCGGAAGAGACAGAGCUGCAGCCAGGGACAGCCAAACCCGAAACACAAGUCCUGAGCCUCUCAUACCCCAAAAUCCUCCUCCUGCAACCCUGGCAUAUUUAUCCUUUCCUCCCCUUUGAGCUCA
This is a messenger RNA of Chinchilla lanigera (long-tailed chinchilla), 1467 nucleotides long. It is a transcript of the gene Krt40, whose product is annotated as keratin 40, type I. NCBI's taxonomy places the organism in Eukaryota, Metazoa, Chordata, Mammalia, Rodentia, Chinchillidae. The record is from RefSeq and is a predicted model, not a curated record. The transcript has 7 exons. Gene Ontology annotation, molecular function: structural molecule activity. The coding region runs from base 1 to 1296 and encodes 431 amino acids.